This is a messenger RNA of Lactuca saligna, 342 nucleotides long. The record is from the annotation of a GenBank genome assembly. Lineage: Eukaryota; Viridiplantae; Streptophyta; Magnoliopsida; Asterales; Asteraceae.
AUGCUGAGAGCAUCAACUGCUGAAAAUAUCCGUUUCAUAACAAUUGACAUCCAACAGUUAGCUACACGACCGGAGACACCCAUCCUAACAACACUGGCACACACACAAAAAGAAUCCGAUCGGAUAAUGAAGCACCUGAGUCCAGUACUUCUGAACGCCCUGUCGUACGCACCCUCACCUUUACUCCACCAGGUAAAACAAAAUGUUAUCAUGUCAAAAGUAAACACUAAGUCACGAAAGCCAUUACUAAUGCUUUCUAAAUUCCUUACUCACAGGCCCACCAACAGCAACAUUUCCGAAAAUAACCCCGAAGUAACAACGAAUAACAAAGAAGACAUUUAA